Galeopterus variegatus (Sunda flying lemur) is the source of this 4632-nucleotide messenger RNA. RefSeq names its product SEC31 homolog A (S. cerevisiae) (gene SEC31A). The transcript is spliced from 30 exons. The coding region runs from base 649 to 4227 and encodes 1192 amino acids. Gene Ontology annotation, molecular function: structural molecule activity; protein binding. NCBI's taxonomy places the organism in Eukaryota, Metazoa, Chordata, Mammalia, Dermoptera, Cynocephalidae. Gene Ontology annotation, cellular component: COPII vesicle coat; endoplasmic reticulum exit site. Gene Ontology annotation, biological process: intracellular protein transport; endoplasmic reticulum organization; COPII-coated vesicle cargo loading. The record is from RefSeq and is a predicted model, not a curated record.
AGUUGGAGGGUGGGUAAUGGUUUUUGCUGUAACUCAUUUUCCUCCUCCUUUCACGCGCUCCUCCUCAAUCCGGCUCCAUCGAGCUUCUUGUGAGGCUGAACCUGAAAAUGCAAAGCAGAGAGGCAGGACCAAAAUUGAGGAGCAUGCGGGGCAUGCCAGUGGGUCUCCGGGUGCGAUCGGUGAAACUCACUGGAGGGCAUCGGGAGGAAGGGAUAUGAGGGAGUGGGAUACCCGUGGUGCCGUAGAAAUGCUGAAGACAAAGUCGAGCCGAGAAUAAGUGAUUUACUGGGAAGCGUGUCAUUGCCUUGCUUUUUAUUUUGUAGUUUUCUGAUGCGGAGAUAACGUAGGAGCUCUUGGCUGUAGGCAUGUGAUUCCAGAGGAGCGUGAGAGUCUGAAAUGAAGAUACGUCGACUUUUAAAUCAACAAACACCUUCUGAAGGACACUUUGCUACAAUGAGGGAAUUAAGGAAGUAAAGGACUUAUACUCAGAGAUGUCGGAAAAACAUACAUGAAAAAGAUACAUGGGUCUCAGAAGAUAAUUACUCGAAAUAUACAGGGAAGGAAUAAAAUUGAAGGUUGUUUUUCUUAGAGAACAUCAUUUGUCAGAUUUAUUUGAACAAGAAUUUGAAGAUUUAUAUAAUAAGCAGGAUGAAGUUAAAGGAAGUAGAUCGUACAGCCAUGCAGGCGUGGAGCCCAGCCCAGAAUCAUCCCAUUUACCUAGCUACGGGAACAUCUGCUCAGCAAUUAGAUGCAACAUUUAGUACCAAUGCUUCCCUUGAGAUUUUUGAAUUAGACCUUUCUGAUCCAUCCUUGGAUAUGAAAUCUUGUGCCAUCUUCUCUUCUUCUCACAGGUAUCACAAGUUGAUUUGGGGGCCUCAUAAGAUGGAUUCCAAAGGAGAUGUCUCUGGAGUUCUGAUUGCAGGUGGUGAAAAUGGAAAUAUUAUUCUUUAUGAUCCUUUUAAAAUUAUAGAUGGGGAUAAGGAGGUUGUGAUUGCCCAGAACGACAGGCAUACUGGCCCAGUGAGAGCCUUAGAUGUGAACAUUUUCCAGACUAAUCUGGUAGCCUCUGGUGCUAAUGAAUCUGAAAUCUACAUUUGGGAUCUAAACAAUUUUGCAACUCCAAUGACACCAGGAGCCAAAACACAGCCCCUAGAAGAUAUCAGCUGCAUUGCAUGGAACAGACAAGUACAGCAUAUUUUAGCAUCAGCCAGUCCCAGUGGCCGGGCCACUGUAUGGGAUCUUAGAAAAAAUGAACCAAUCAUCACAGUCAGUGAUCACAAUAACAGGAUGCAUUGCUCAGGGUUGGCAUGGCAUCCUGAUAUUGCUACUCAGAUGGUCCUUGCCUCAGAGGAUGACAGGUUACCAGUGAUCCAGAUGUGGGAUCUUCGAUUCGCCACCUCUCCGCUGCAUGUCCUGGAAAACCAUGCCAGGGGGAUUUUGGCAAUUGCUUGGAGCAUGGCAGAUCCUGAAUUGUUACUUAGCUGUGGAAAAGAUGCUAAGAUUCUCUGCUCUAAUCCAAACACAGGAGAGGUGUUAUAUGAACUUCCCACCAACACACAGUGGUGCUUUGAUAUUCAGUGGUGUCCUCGAAAUCCUGCUGUCUUGUCAGCUGCUUCCUUUGAUGGGCGUAUCAGUGUUUAUUCUAUAAUGGGAGGGAGCACAGAUAGUUUAAGGCAGAAACAAGUUGACAAGCUUUCAUCAUCUUUUGGGAAUCUUGAUCCCUUUGGCACAGGACAGCCCCUUCCUCCAUUACAAAUUCCACAGCAGACUGCUCAGCAUAGUAUAGUGCUGCCUCUGAAGAAGCCACCCAAGUGGAUCCGAAGGCCUGUUGGUGCUUCUUUUUCAUUUGGAGGCAAACUGGUUACCUUUGAGAAUGUCAAACUGCAGCCUCAGCAGGGAGCUGAGCAGCAGCAACUGCACCAUGUGUUCAUUAGUCAGGUUGUAACAGAAAAGGAAUUCCUUAGCCGAUCAGACCAACUUCAGCAGGUUGUGCAGUCACAAGGAUUUAUCAAUUACUGCCAGAAAAAAAUUGAUGCUUCUCAGACUGAGUUUGAGAAAAAUGUGUGGUCCUUUUUGAAGGUAAACUUUGAGGAUGAUUCUCGUGGAAAAUACCUUGAACUCCUAGGAUACAGAAAAGAAGAUCUAGGAAAGAAGAUUGCUUUGGCCUUGAAUGAAGUGGAUGGAGCUGAUGUGGCUCUUAAAGACUCUGAACAAGUAGCACAGAGUGAUGGGGAGGAGAGCCCUGCUGCUGAAGAGCAGCUCUUGGGAGAGCACAUUAAAAAGGAAAAACAAGAAUCUGAUUUUCUACCUUCACCUGGAGGAACAUUUAAUAUCUCUAUCAGUGGGGCCACACUGGCUGCCUUUCAGUUCCUCACUCCACAUUCCUUUCUCCCUGGGACUUUGCAUCUACUCAUCACUGCAGUGGUGAUGAAGAACUGGAAAGAGAUUGUUGAGUCUUGUGAUCUUAAAAAUUGGAGAGAGGCUUUAGCUGCAGUAUUGACUUAUGCUAAAACAGAUGAAUUUUCAGCCCUUUGUGAUCUUUUGGGAACCAGGCUUGAAAAUGAAGGAGAUACCCUCCUGCAGACUCAGGCAUGUCUCUGCUAUAUUUGUGCAGGGAAUGUAGAGAAACUAGUUGCAUGCUGGACUAAAGCUCAAGAUGGAAGCAACCCUUUGUCUCUCCAGGAUCUGAUUGAGAAAGUUGUCAUUCUGCGAAAAGCUGUACAACUCACCCAAGCCAUGGAUACUAAUACUGUAGGGGUCCUUUUGGCUGAGAAGAUGAGUCAGUAUGCCAAUUUGUUGGCAGCCCAGGGCAAUAUUGCUGCAGCCUUGGCUUUUCUUCCUGACAACACCAACCAGCCAAAUAUUGUGCAGCUUCGUGACAGACUUUGUAGAGCACAAGGAGAGCCUGUACCAGGGCAGGAGUCACCUAAAAUUCCUUCUGAGAGGCAGCAGCUGCCCAAGGGCAGGCCUGGACCAAUUGCUGGCCACCCACAGAUGCCAAGAGUUCAGACUCAAUAUUAUCCUCAUGGAGAAAAUCCUCCACCUCCAGGUUUCAUAAUGCAUGGAAAUGUUAAUCCAAAUGCUGCCACUCAGCUUUCCACAUCUCCAGGUCAUGUGCACACCCAGGUACCACCUUAUCCACAGCCACAGCCUUAUCAACCAGCCCAGCAGUAUUCCUUCGGAACAGGGGGGUCAGCAAUGUAUCGACCUCAGCACCCUGUUGCUCCUCCUGCUUCAAACGCUUACCCUAACACCCCUUACAUAUCUUCUGCUUCUUCCUAUUCUGGGCCGUCUCAGCUAUAUGCAGCACAGCACCAGGCCUCUUCACCUACCUCCAGCCCUACUGCUUCUUUCCCUCCUCCCCCCUCCUCUGGAGCAUCCUUCCAGCAUGGCGGACCAGGAGCUCCAUCAUCAUCUUCAGCUUAUGCACUACCUCCUGGAACAACAGGUAUACUACCUGCUGCCAGUGAGCUGCCUGCAUCCCAAAGAACAGAAAAUCAGUCUAUCCAAGACCAGGCACCUAUGUUGGAAGGUCCUCAGAAUGGUUGGAAUGAUCCUCCAGCUUUGAACAGAGUACCCAAGAAGAAGAAGAUGGCUGAAAGCUUCAUGCCUCCUGUUCCCAUCACAUCGCCAAUCAUGAACCCUUUGGGUGACCCCCAGUCACAGAUGCUGCAGCAACAACCUUCAGCUCCAGUACCACUGUCAUGCCAAGCUUCAUUCCCACAUAUACAUCUUCCAGGUGGCCAGCCCUUCCAUGGCAUGCAGCAACCUCUUGGUCAAACAGGCAUGCCACCGUCUUUCUCAAAGCCCAAUAUGGAAGGUGCCCCCGGGGCUCCUAUUGGAAAUACCAUCCAGCAUGUGCAGUCUUUGCCAACAGAAAAAAUCACCAAGAAACCUAUUCCAGAUGAGCACCUCAUUCUGAAGACCACAUUUGAGGAUCUUAUUCAGCGCUGCCUUUCUUCAGCCACUGACCCUCAAACCAAGAGGAAGCUAGAUGAUGCCAGCAAACGUUUGGAGUUUCUAUAUGAUAAACUUAGGGAACAGACACUUUCACCAACAAUCACCAAUGGUUUACACAGCAUUGCAAGGAGCAUCGAAACACGAAACUACUCAGAAGGAUUGGCCAUCCAUACCCACAUAGUUAGUACCAGCAACUUCAGUGAGACCUCUGCUUUCAUGCCAGUUCUCAAAGUUGUUCUCACCCAGGCCAAUAAGCUGGGGGUCUAAAAAGACAGCUUCACUCCCAGCCAAUGUUGCCAUUUUUCCAAAGAAACAUGUUAAGAAAAAAGUAUAAGACAUGGACCAGUCUUCAUUAGCAUGUUUCCAUAGCAGCCAGUCAAGAGCAUUUAUACUAUUUCUGCAGAUAUACUCACCUUAGAAUGGCUCAGAACCCUGGUUCUUUCUUUUGUUUUAAUCUUUUGUUGCCCAUGAUGAUUUUCCUAUUCUGCAAAUAGUGUAUUUCCUGGAUUACACAAGUAUGGUUUCCUGAAGUAUUCUUAUAAAAUUUGGUUUUUAAAAUCUCACUAUACUUUUUAGAAAAGGAGCAUCUGGUUAUGCAUAAAGCAGAGCUAAAACUAAAUUUCAUGUCCUCCUACUUCCUCCAUGUCAAUCAGAUUAAAAUGUGUAAUUCUA